UUACGAUUUUUUAAACAUAACUACAACGAUUAGCUAUCGAAUACAUCGGUAGAGCUACACUUCACAAAGCGAUGUAUUGAUAACGACGGUGGAUUUCGUGUUCGAGUAGUAGGAAAACGCCCAAGUGGAAGCAAUUUUAUGAACUGCGAUGGCAGCUCAGUGUUCACACAACAGGUCUUAUUGUUAUGGUUAUGCCUGAAAGCGAGUUCUCCUACCCCUUGCUUGUAAGAUUCGCUGCGAGAGAAAUCUGAGAAAGCAACACAACUCCCGAUGAUACAACCGUAUUAGCUGACAACGCAGAUGGCAAGCUGUGGUGAGGUCGACCACUCUGUAGGCAUGCUCCCCUCCGGGAGGAAGGUGGGUGGCGAGGCGUGUCAAGGUUCAGGCAGCUCCUCCCCUGCCCUGCCGGUGCCAGAGUGCGCCAUCUGCCUGCAGAGCUGCGUCCACCCCGUGCGCCUGCCCUGCAGCCACAUCUUCUGCUUCCUGUGCGUGAAGGGCGCAUCCUGGCAGAGCAAGCGCUGCGCCCUCUGCAGGCAGGAGAUCCCCGAGGACUUCCUGGAGCGGCCCACCCUGCUCUCCCCCGAGGAGCUGAAGGCAGCAGGCGCCGGACGGGGCCCCGGGGAGUACGCCUGGUACUACGAGGGCCGCAACGGCUGGUGGCAGUACGACGAGCGCACCAGCCGCGAGCUGGAGGACGCCUUCGCCAAGGGCAAGCGCAGCACCGAGAUGCUGAUCGCCGGCUUCCUGUACGUGGCCGACCUGGAGAACAUGGUGCAGUACCGGCGCAACGAGCAUGGCCGGAGGCGCCGGAUGAAGCGUGACGUCGCCGACAUCCCCAAGAAGGGCGUGGCCGGGCUGCGGCUGGACCCCGAGGCUGCCGCCGUCGCCGCCAUCGGGGCCCAGGGCGGGGCGGGGCGUGAGAGCUCCGCCGACGGGGCGGACACCACCCCGCAGGCUGCCGGCCCCACCCAGGCCGCCGCACCCCCCGUCCGGCCCCCCACCUCCCUCGGGGGGCAGCCCACCAGCCCCCCCACCUCCCUCGGAGGGCAGCCCACCAGCCCCUCCACCCCCUCGCCCGACGCCGGCACCUCCCUGGAGAGCUCUCUGGCCCGGCUGCAGAUCAGCCACCCGGCCGGGCGGGGCCGGGGCAGAAGCGGAGAGGACGAGGAGGAGGGAGAGGCCACGCGCUCGCGAGGCUCCUCCGCCCCGAACACCUCCGUGGACGAGUCGGAGUCCGGGAGCAGCAGCCUAGAGGAGGAAGAGGAGGAGGUGGAGGAAGAGGAGGACGAGCAAGUGGAGAUUGACGAGGAAGAUGAGAUUGACGAGGAGGCGGAGAUCCAGGCUGAGGGAGCGCAGGUCAGGCAGAGACUGCUGCGGAGAGAGCGGAUGCGGUUCAGGGAGGGCAGCUUGGACAGGUCGCCCCCUGGUGGCAAGACCUCCAGUGGCAGCAGCAGCAGUGUGAGGUCAAGACGGCCGGACGGGCAGUGUACAGUGACUGAAGUGUGACCUCUGACCCAGGGUCAAACUCCGCUCUCUUC
Molecule: messenger RNA, 1538 nt
Organism: Conger conger (European conger)
Lineage: Eukaryota; Metazoa; Chordata; Actinopteri; Anguilliformes; Congridae
Gene: rnf146
Product: ring finger protein 146
Exons: 3
Coding region: 301-1506 (401 amino acids)
Biological process (GO): ubiquitin-dependent protein catabolic process; Wnt signaling pathway
Cellular component (GO): cytoplasm; nucleus
Molecular function (GO): poly-ADP-D-ribose binding; ubiquitin protein ligase activity; zinc ion binding
Source: RefSeq, a predicted model, not a curated record